CCGCGAGCGAGUGUCCGGCCGGCAUGGCGCUCUUCCAUGUAGCGCGGUACCGGGGCACCGAGCGGGCCGGGCCGGAGACCGCGGCGGCGGAGGUGGGAGCGGAGUCCCGGGCCCGCACGCUGCUGGAGCGGCUGCAGAGCCGGGCCCGAGAGCGGCAGCAGCAGCGGCGGCAGCAAGAGGAGCAACAGCAGCAGCAGGAGCAGCAGCGAGAGUCCGAGCAGGCCGCGGAGCCGGCGGGGAGGCGGCGGCGGCGGCCACGCCGGUCUCGGGGGCGCGUGAGCAGCCAGGCGAGCCCGCAGGAGCCGGCCAGCAAGCGGCGGAAGGAGGACGGCGGGCCCGGGACUGACGCGGUAGACGGUGUAGCAGCCACAGCCACAGCCGCAGCGGCUCGGCCCCCCGAUGAGCCCCCCGAGACCCCCGCGCCCGCUCCCCUGCUCGGGGACUUCCGGAGGAUCAAGACCCCGAAGGUGCAGCCGUUUCUGCCAACCUGGCUGAGUGAGCCCAGCUGCGUGGGGAGGAGCGUCACGGAGCACCUCGUGCCCCUGGAGGCCCUCCCUGAAGUCCACCCCGAGCUGCAGAGGAAGCUUCGUGACCAAGGCAUCUCGGCCUACUUCCCAGUCCAAGCAACGGUGAUCCCUACCCUCCUGCACAGCGUGGCCAACGGGUUUCUGGUGGGCCGCGGUGGCUUCCGGCCCAGCGAUCUAUGUGUGUCGGCGCCCACAGGCAGCGGAAAGACACUAGCUUUUGUCAUCCCCGUGGUGCAGGCACUGCUUAGCCGGGUUGUGUGCCGCAUUCGUGCCCUGGUGGUGCUGCCCACCAAGGAGCUGGCACAGCAGGUGAGCAAAGUCUUCAACAUCUAUACAGAUGCCACCCCACUGCGGGUGGCCCUGGUCACGGGCCAGAGGGCGCUGGCCAAGGAGCAGGAGAGCCUGGUUCAGAAAACAGUUGACGGCUUCCGCUGCCUGGCUGACAUUGUGGUGGCUACCCCUGGUCGCUUGGUGGACCACAUCGACCAGACCCCAGGCUUCAGCCUCCAGCACCUCCGUUUCCUGGUCAUCGAUGAAGCGGACCGGAUGAUGGACAGCAUGCAUCAGUCCUGGCUGCCGAGGGUGGUGGCAGCUGCCUUCCCAAGUGGGGGCUCUGCAGACACACUGGGUCUGGUGCAGCGUAAGCAGUCUCAGGCCCUGACUGCUGCCAGCACUUGUCAACCCCAGAUGCCAUUGCAGAAACUGCUUUUCUCCGCCACUCUGACCCAGAAUCCAGAAAAGCUGCAGCAACUUGAUCUCUACCAUCCUCGGCUCUUCUCGGCGGGGCUGGUGCACAGUGACCCCAAAGACCCUAAUGGGGAUGGGGACCAAGGGGGGAAGUAUGCCUUCCCCGCAGGCCUGACGCAUCAUUAUGUGUCCUGCAGGUUGCGCUUCAAGCCUCUGGUUCUGCUGCACCUGCUUCGGAGCUGGGACCUCUCCAGGGUGCUCUGUUUCACCAAUUCCCGAGAGAACGCCCACCGGCUCUUCCUGCUUAUCCAAUCUUUUGGGGGGACAACGGUGGCUGAGUUCUCUUCCCGUUACGGGCCUGGCCAGAGGAGAACCAUCCUGAAACAGUUUGAACAGGGCAAGAUCCAGCUACUCAUCAGCACUGAUGCUACAGCCCGUGGCAUCGAUGUGGAGGGGGUGCAGAUGGUGGUCAACUACGAUGCCCCUCAGUACUUGCGGACCUACGUGCACCGGGUGGGGAGAACAGCUCGCGCGGGCAAGAGAGGCCAGGCCUUCACGCUGCUACUCAGAGUGCAGGAGAGGAAGUUCCUUCGGAUGUUGGCUGAGGCUGGGCUGCCCCAGCUGCAGCGGCACGAGACCUCAACUAAUGACCUGCAGUUACUGGUCCCACAAUAUGAAGAAGCUCUGGCACAGCUGGAGUUGGCUGUCAAGGAAGAGCGAGCCCAGAAGGCGGCUUAGGCAGCACUUCGGGGGACAGCUAAGGGGGCACAGCAGACCCUCUGAGUCCUGAGACUCCCUCCUGCUGUUGGGCUGGAGAAAGGCCUCGGGUUGGGAAC
This is a messenger RNA of Suncus etruscus (white-toothed pygmy shrew), 2050 nucleotides long. It is a transcript of the gene DDX51, whose product is annotated as DEAD-box helicase 51. Gene Ontology annotation, molecular function: ATP binding; nucleic acid binding. Bases 24 to 1952 code for a protein of 642 amino acids. The record is from RefSeq and is a predicted model, not a curated record. The transcript is spliced from 14 exons. NCBI's taxonomy places the organism in Eukaryota, Metazoa, Chordata, Mammalia, Eulipotyphla, Soricidae. Gene Ontology annotation, cellular component: nucleus.